AUGGGAGAAUUGAGGAAUAAGCUUGCUCAGAUGAAUAUACCGAUAUCUGGGGCAAGGUCAGUGCUGAUGGCCAGGCUAAAUAGAGCACUUGGUGCAGGUCAAUCAAAUCUUAAAGAACAAGCGAGUAGUGAAAGGUCCGCGGAGAAGCGAGGUACAUGUACUAAACCAAAAACUAAGCAUGAUCGAGAUGUAGACGAAAAUCUCGGGAGGCUUAGGACGAAGGAAUUGAGAGAACGUCUAGCUAAAGAAGAUGCGUCGUCGGAGGAAGAAACCGACUACGAGAGUGAAACGGAAGACGAUGAAAAGGGUGAAAGUGAACGCAGGAGCGUGCGAGAUGGACAUCAGAAUUGCGAAUGCUGUAGAAAGACACGUAGGCGAACAACAUUGAGUUUUCAAGAUGUCCAAGACGCCUUAGAAGUUUUUACGGACGAAAACAACGAAAAUAUCAAUCAAUGGUUCAGGACAUUUGAAGAAACGGCAAGCAUGUGUAUGUGGACAGAGGAACAAAAAGUAAUCUGUACAAAAAAACUUCAAGAGACGAAAAAACGAGAUGACGAAGGAUGUACGGCUUACAUGUAUCGUAUGCUUGGGAUAGCUAGUCACAUGAAUAUGAAAGAAGCAGCAAAAAUGCGGUACAUCGUAGAAGGAAUAAGAGACAAAGAAGUCAAUAAGGCAAUACUAUAUGGGGCAAAAUCAAUGAAAGAACUUAAGGAAAAUCUAAUCACCUAUGAGGAACAAAAAUCUCGUAUAGCAGAGUCAUCUGUGGGACUGGUCAGAGCUGAGGACAACAGGAAAUACAGGCAAUCUGGAAGUGUAGUGAAAUAUAGAAGGUGUCAUAAUUGCGGCGAUAAAGAACAUGUAAGUGCUGAAUUUCCAAACAAAUCGAGAGGUCCUAAAUGUUUUAAAUGUAGAGAAUUCGGACACAUUUCAACAAACUAUGCGAAUAUACUAAAGGUUAAGACGCGUUGUGAUGGGUGGCGGAAUGAAAAUAAAGGAGGGCUCAAGCAAAUUAAGAUUAUGGACAAGAAUGUAGUGGCAAAGAUAGACACAGGUAGUGAUCUAAAUUUAGUGAGAAUGAGUAUGUAUUUGCGUUUAGGAGCACCUCAACUUGAGAACAGAAUAAUUAAAUUCGAUAGUAUAGGAGCCGUGAACGUACAUACCAUGGGACAAUUUAAAACGGAUAUAAUGAUUGACGGUUUAAAGGCAACGCUAGACUUUGACGUAGUUCCUGAUAACUUCUUAGGAUACGAUGUACUAUUAGGUAUUGAGUUAACUGAACAAAUGGAAGUAAGAGUGAAACAUAAACAGAUGAUACACCAGUAUACCAAAACCGACGGAGAUUGUCAGCAGAACAAAGGAGAAACGUUAAAGGAGAAACAACAGGAAAUCGAGAUUCUCCGAAAAGAACGAGAUUUAGAACGUGAACGAAUUACGAAAGCCGCAAAUCAAGCAGAUCAGGCAGAACAGUCGCUUAUUUUAGUAAAAGAAUAUGAGCAGUAUCGCAAGAAAAUGCAAAAAACCGUUACUGACGCGGAGGUUGCAUUUUCAAAAUUACUCGAAGAGAAAAAUGCACUAGCUUUACAAUUGGAGGAAGAGAAGAAGAAGUGUGAAGAUCUCCAGUUUCGUUUCGAGGAAGAAUCUGUUAACAAGGAUGAUAUUCAGAAAGAAAGAAGAGAGCAAUUUGUGAUAAAUACUGUAAAUGAAAAUAAGAUCAAAGAUAUCGAAAAGCUGUUGCUGGAAGAAAGAGAACGUGUCGGUCAACUAGAACGUGAUAGCAUAAAAUUAUUCGAAACAGAAGAAGAAAUGACACGUCUUCGCAAUGAAGUCUCAAAUGCUACUACUCAAGAAACGCAGCAAAUCGAAGACUUACAGAGUCGCAAUAAAAAUUGGGAGGAAAGUAGAAAUAAUCUUGAGAAUGAGGUGCAAGAGAAAAGAAUAAUUAUGGAGCAAUACAUAAAUCAAAAAACUGAAUUGCAAUCAAAAUUGAAAGAAAAUCAACAAGAAAACGCGGUUCAUAAAGAAUCAGAGAAAAGUUGGCGGACAGAAAUAGAACGUGCGACGAAGGAUUUGGAGAAAAGAAUACGUUGA
Messenger RNA from Bombus impatiens (common eastern bumble bee), 2088 nucleotides. RefSeq lists its product as uncharacterized. The record is from RefSeq and is a predicted model, not a curated record. Gene Ontology annotation, molecular function: nucleic acid binding; zinc ion binding. The coding region runs from base 1 to 2088 and encodes 695 amino acids. Lineage: Eukaryota; Metazoa; Arthropoda; Insecta; Hymenoptera; Apidae. The transcript has 4 exons.